UAAGGGCGGCGGGCGGGCGGGGCGGCGGCGGCAGCGGGCCGGCAGCAGCACCGGCGGCACCAUGACGGCCAACGGCACCGCGGAGCCGGUGCAGAUCCAGUUCGGGCUCAUCAACUGCAGCAACAAGUACCUGACGGCGGAGGCCUUCGGCUUCAAGGUGAACGCCUCGGCCGCCAGCAUGAAGAAGAAGCAGAUCUGGACGCUGGAGCAGGACGGGGAGGACUCCAGCGCCGUGCUGCUCAAGAGCCACCUGGGCCGCUACCUGGCCGCCGACAAGGACGGGCGGGUGAGCUGCGACAGCGAGGAGCCGGGCCCCGACUGCCGCUUCCUCGUGGUGGCUCACGGCGACGGGCGCUGGUCGCUGCAGUCGGAGCCGCACCGGCGCUUCUUCGGCGGCACCGAGGACCGGCUCUCCUGCUUCGCCCCCGCCGUCUCGGCCGCCGAGAAGUGGAGCGUGCACCUGGCCAUGCACCCGCAGGCCAACCUCUACAGCCUGGCCCGCAAGCGCUACGCGCACCUGGGCCCGCGCCGCGACGAGCUGGCCGUGGACCGCGACGUGCCCUGGGGCGUGGACGCGCUCAUCACGCUGCUCUUCGUGGAGCAGCGCUACAGCCUGCAGAGCUGCGACCACCGCCUGCUGCGCCGCGACGGCCGCCUGGUCGCCGCCGCCGAGCCCGGCACCGCCUUCACCCUCGAGUUCCGCUGCGGCAAGGUGGCCUUCCGCGACGGCGAGGGCCGCUACCUGGCGCCCUCGGGGCCCAGCGGCACCCUCAAGGCGGGCAAGAGCGCCAAGGUGGGCAAGGACGAGCUCUUCGCCCUCGAGCAGAGCUGCCCGCAGGUCGUGCUGCGCGCCGGCAACGACCGCAACGUCUCCACCCGGCAAGGGAUGGACCUCUCCGCCAACCAGGACGAGGAGGGCGACCAGGAGACCUACCAGCUGGAGAUCAACAAGGACACCAAGAAGUGCGCCUUCAGGACCUACACCGGGAAGUACUGGACCCUCACCUCCAACGGGGGCAUCCAGUCCACAGCCUCCACAAAGAACGCGAGCUGCUACUUCGACAUCGAGUGGUGCGACAAGCGCAUCACCCUGAAGGCCGCCAACGGCAAGUACGUGACGGCGAAGAAGAACGGGCAGCUGGCGGCCUCCAUGGAGACGGCGGGUGAGACCGAGUACUUCGUGAUGAAGCUCAUCAACAGGCCCAUCAUCGUCCUCCGCGGGGAGCACGGCUUCAUCGGCUGCCGCAAGGUGACCGGCACCCUGGACUCCAACCGCUCCUCCUACGACGUCUUUCAGCUGGAGUUCAACGACGGCGCGUACAACAUCAAAGAUGCCACCGGCAAGUACUGGAUGGUGGGGAGCGAGUCGUCCGUCACCAGCAGCAGCGAUACGCCCGUGGACUUCUUUUUUGAGUUCUGCGACUACAACAAAGUGGCUAUCAAAAUCAAUGGCAAAUACCUGAAGGGCGACCAUGCCGGUGUCCUCAAGGCAUCCGCCGACGCCAUUGACGCCUCUACCCUCUGGGAAUAUUAAUGCACUUUAGCGUACCUCCCAUUGCCAACCUUUCUUUCCCCCGUCUUUUUCGUUUCUCCUCCCCGUACAAGGGUUUUCAGACCGGCUUGCCCUUCCCUCCCGCCGUAGAAUCGUUGUGGUGGAGGUGGGUCUCCCUUAAGCUCUCUAAGAACUGGAUAAAUUGACCUGGAGAAGGUGGUGCAGCCUGCCUAUAGAUUUGUAGAGGCGUCUUUCUCUCUCCCCCGCCUCCUUCCAGGCUCGCGCGCCUUGGAAGCUCCCUGCCGUACCCCGGCCCGGCCCCGAGCAUCGCCCGAGUAGUUUUUUUUUCCUCUCCUGUAUUGAAAAAGGGAAUAAGGUCACCUCUGUGCUCUCGUAGCCAUAUCAGUGCUGGCAGCGUCUCGCUCGGUCCUGCCAGCGUCCCUGCGGCCACCCGGCGCAGCUUAAAGCUGGACAAUCUCCCGGAGGACCCGUCCUGCCUAGCAUCCCUCCGAGCAAGGGAGGCCAGGGACUGUGCUAGACUAAACCCUGGCUCCGGGAAGGCAGCUUCUCGCCUCUCUUGGCUUUUAAAGACCUUUCUGUCCCCAGCCGAGGCAUGAGAGGUGACCUUACAUAUCAAAACGUCCCCGGGAUGGGGCUGGCGCAUGCCGGCAGGCGUCCUGUCCGUAGGGAUAGCAAGCGCAACUCCCACAGCCGUACAGGUGAUGUACCGAGAAACUAUUUUAGGGUGAUGCUGUCUGGAAAGCCUCAGACCUUCAUCUCUCUGGAGUCCCGCGCUCCUUUUAAAUGGGGUUGUCCCUCUGCCCCGUCUAUGCUUCUAGCUGCUGCAGGAGCAUCUCAGACCCCGUCGGGGGGGUUCAGCAGCAGCCCAAGGCAGCUUCCCCGGUCCCCAGGGCUCAUCGCACGGCUGUGCCUGGAGAGGGACCAAAACCGCGUUGGGAAGGGCGGUCUGGGUUCGAUCCAGCCCCCUCCGGCGCCGGGAGCCUUUUGUCCCCAGAGCCCGGGGGCCGCGGGAGCCCGGCCGGCAGAGACCACCAUCCCCGGGCGGUGGCUGGAAGCACAAACUGCAGAUUUUGGUUUACAGAAUAGAAAAGUUUGUAGCAAACUUUGCACAGUGAUAUUUGUUCAGUACCUUUUUUUUUUCCUCAUAACCUACUGGAACGGCGAAGCUGGUCGCCGAACGCCUAGCGCCGAGUUACGGCUUGCCCGUCGCUCUAGCUCGGCUCCGCCGCCCCCCCGGCCGUGCGACGCGAGGGGGCAGCUGCCUGGUCCCACCGGCCCGAGGGGCACCUCUGCUUUGAUAGCACGUCAUCUCAACAUUACUGGAAGCAGAAAAAUGACCAAAACAGUAUUUUUGUUAGUUCUCUAUUUAUAUAUGCUCGCCAUGGCACUGUGUUACCAGCUGUUGUCUGUAAUAGGUCUGCAUUAGCGUGAAACGUGAACGUUUGUAAUGGGUGAUGCUAAAGUGUUCUUGAGGGUGUAGAAAGGCACUUUAUCCUUUGGGGCCUUCCCGGCGGGGGGGUUUGCUCCCGGCAGAGGCUUCCCGCGGGAGCCGGUGCUUCGCCUCGGCCGCGCGCCCGAACGCGCACGCGGGGCUCGCAAGCCUUAACGCCAUCCCGCCGCCGCAGGGCUGCCUGCGCGGGAGCUCGGUGCUACGCUGGCCGCGCCGCGCGCCCGGACCUUCCCCGCGAGGGGAGGGCGAUAACUCAGCGACGGGGCCCCGGCGGUCAGCGGGGACCCCGGCCCCGGCGGUGCGACUCUACCUCGGCUCUAGCUCCCGCGCCCGGGGCUCGGCUUCGCUCGGGCGGUCGGACCGCGACCGGCCGCGCGGGGACCCAGGUGCCUCUCAAAGGAACGAGCGUCUUGGCGAAACCCUGCGUGACCCUGUGGCUCGGCACACACUUUCCGCUGGCCUUCACGCCCACCGCGUCUCCUCUCCUCCCGCCCCUCGUCGCAGUUCGAACCAUGUAACUCCUGCUCUGGCUUCUUCCAUGUGAUGCUAGGUCAAGAAUUUCUCCUGUCUCCUCUUUUAUCGGGUGUCGUGACUCUCUGAAAACAUCUCACUCUGAAGUUAAGUUUUGGGUUUGGUUUUGUUUUUUUUUUAAAUUUUUUUUGUAAGUGCCAUUUGUAUAACUUAAAAAUAGCUUCAAAUGGAGAAAGAUGAAUAAAAACCUGCAUUCGGA
This is a messenger RNA of Dromaius novaehollandiae (emu), 3693 nucleotides long. RefSeq names its product fascin actin-bundling protein 1 (gene FSCN1). The record is from RefSeq and is a predicted model, not a curated record. Gene Ontology annotation, cellular component: cell projection membrane; lamellipodium; ruffle. The transcript has 5 exons. Lineage: Eukaryota; Metazoa; Chordata; Aves; Casuariiformes; Dromaiidae. Gene Ontology annotation, biological process: cell migration; actin filament bundle assembly; establishment or maintenance of cell polarity. Bases 62 to 1534 code for a protein of 490 amino acids. Gene Ontology annotation, molecular function: actin filament binding; protein-macromolecule adaptor activity.